Callorhinchus milii (elephant shark) is the source of this 2128-nucleotide messenger RNA. Its product is annotated as forkhead box protein N1. Bases 76 to 1584 code for a protein of 502 amino acids. Gene Ontology annotation, molecular function: transcription cis-regulatory region binding; DNA-binding transcription factor activity, RNA polymerase II-specific. Gene Ontology annotation, biological process: regulation of transcription by RNA polymerase II. The record is from RefSeq and is a predicted model, not a curated record. The transcript is spliced from 8 exons. NCBI's taxonomy places the organism in Eukaryota, Metazoa, Chordata, Chondrichthyes, Chimaeriformes, Callorhinchidae.
AGAACAAGACAGCCUGAGAACCGUUUAGCGUACGGCAAACAGCCAUGGUGACCAACCAUCAGUGAGCAGCAACAGAUGGCAUUCAGCGACCACAAGUACGACUUGAAUCAAGAAGACAUCAUUGUCAAUCCACAAACAGAUUUUCUGGUGGAUCAACCUCUCCAGAUUCAUCAAGUGCCAGUCAGUGCCAACGCCAUGUUUCAAACCAACAUGAAUUACAUGGCAGGACACAUGGCUGGCAACUCGUUUCUGAACCAGCAACAAACUAACACUGAGCAAGUGGCCAGGGAAUCACCAUUACAACUCGUGCACGCGAUACAAGAUUCAAAGUACCAGACAGACACUCUGUCGGGAGUGGGGCUCGAACAGCCUGAGCAGCAGAAGCUGCUGUGCUAUCACUCCCAGCCACAACCCCUCUACUGUCCGAUUCAGCCCAUCCAGCAACAGUAUUGUGAUGUUGCCGGUUACCCCGGGGCCUGUGCUGUGGUUCAGUUUCCAUAUCAAAGGAUUGCACCUCACUUCACCCAGGAAGCACAGCACCACCUGUACCCCAAACCCAUUUACUCUUACAGCAUUCUGAUAUUUAUGGCUCUGAAGAACAGUAAAACAGGGAGUUUGCCCGUCAGUGAGAUCUACAACUUCAUGACUGAACAUUUCCCCUAUUUUAAGAGCGCGCCGGACGGCUGGAAGAAUUCCGUGCGACACAACCUGUCUCUGAAUAAAUGCUUCGAGAAGGUGGAGAACAAGUGCGGGGGUUCAUCCAGGAAGGGCUGCCUGUGGGCCCUGAACCCAGCCAAGGUCCAAAAGAUGCAGGAGGAGCUGCAGAAGUGGAAGAGGAAAGAUCCAUCGGCGGUGCGGAAGAGCAUGGCCAAACCAGAUGAACUGGACAGAUUGAUCGGAGAAAAAAAUGACAAAAUGAGAUCUUCCAAGAUGACUUCACCUCCUCUCAAUCCUCGAAACCCCAAAUCUCCCCAUCACCCGGUGGGUCACCCCCACACACUCGGUCACCCCCUGCCCCCAAACCACCCUCAGCCUCACUCGUACGGUCAGGUCAGGAGGCAGGUUAAUAUCCACCGGGAUUGCCAACAAGAACUGUGUCACCCUCACCCCUACAUUCAGGCCGGAGUCCAGGCUAACAGUGCUGAGAACUCGGCUGUUAACCCAUCCCAGACACCAUCCAUUCACAGCAGCUCCGCCAUCAACUCUCAGCUGCUAAUGGAACAAGCUAUGAUCAUUGAGACGCAGGACAUUCUCAUGGAAGCAGAUAUCAGCACAGACAUCGAUGCCCUUAACCCCAGUCUGGUGGACUUUGAGCUUCAAGGUAACCUGUGGGAAGAGCUAAAGGACGACAGUCUAACCCCAGAUCACUUGGUCUCAACUGCUUCGUCCCCUCAAUCGCCUUCGUUCUUCCCUUUCUACUGGAACGCGUUGGAGAGCAGUGAUAGCACCAGCUCCCCGAGCUGUCCGGAGCCCAGCCUCGCUGACCUGCAGCUGACCAGUGUGUACUCCACAUACACUGACCUAGACAGCAAGCCCAGCUCUUAUCUGAACAGCACAGGCUGCACGCCUAUAGCACUGAUGUGACCAAGGACCAUUCACAGCUCUGCAUCGACCACAGCGCCCAGAGGUUGAUAGCCUUAAAAGCAAAAGCAGUUUCACACCCCCCAGCACCGGACUGGAGCAUAAGCCUAGACACCGAGUUCUAAAGUCACAACGUGGGGGUUUGAACCCACAACCUUCCGACUCAGAGGUGAGAGCGUUUCCGCUAAUGUUACUGUCUCUGAGUGAGCCAGGCUGCCACCUCAGGUUGUAAGUUAUUAAAUAUUUCUGAUCAAGUGACCUGCCCCUGUGGUGGUUGGAAGCGAGGAUAAACCUCGCUAUCUGAUGACAGCAGAGCUGGAAGGAUGAAGGAUGUGAAAGCCGACAGCAAAUAGACAAAUUAUGGAGCAGGAAGUGCCGCUCAGAAAUAACAUCGUGGAGCCAACGCCAACAUUGCAAACAGACAGUUUCAACAUUGACUGGACGGCUGCUGGCGUUUAUCCCAAUCAAUACGUGGGUGUUUGUGUGUUUGAGGGGGUAAGGAAGGGAAAUGUUCAUUAGGAUAAUUAAAAGGCAUUUCCUCCCCUCA